Molecule: messenger RNA, 3271 nt
Organism: Papaver somniferum (opium poppy)
Lineage: Eukaryota; Viridiplantae; Streptophyta; Magnoliopsida; Ranunculales; Papaveraceae
Product: BEL1-like homeodomain protein 1
Exons: 6
Coding region: 474-2591 (705 amino acids)
Biological process (GO): regulation of transcription by RNA polymerase II
Molecular function (GO): DNA-binding transcription factor activity, RNA polymerase II-specific; RNA polymerase II cis-regulatory region sequence-specific DNA binding
Source: RefSeq, a predicted model, not a curated record
GGUUUCAAGUUUCUCAUACAAGAGACUACAAAAUAAUAAUAAGUGUUUAAUUAAUUAUAGAUAAAAUAAAUAAAAAUAAAAAUGAGAAUUAAAGAUGGGUAUCUUUUUGUAAAAGACUUUUUAACUUCCAUGUCUCUUCUCUUUAUUUCAUUUCCCGUUUGAGUAAGAAAGAGAGAAAAUCAAGAAAGAAAGAGUUGCAGGAAUUGUUUCUCUGACAAAAGCUCACUCUCUUAAAAACCAAAUAGGAUUUCUCUGCAACAUCAGCAAUCAGUGUAAGAAGUGAUUGGGUUUGGUGGUCAAUAACGAAUGGGCUGAAUUAAGAUCUAUUUCAUAGGUUUAGUCGGAUUGUCUGUGAAUAGUUUUCUGUCGGAGAAGUCACCUCCGCAGCGUACUUCUCGAGAGGGCGUAAGCGCUAAGGGGUACUCAUCCCCCGUGUUUUAUUAAUUAAGAAAGAAAAAACAUUUGAUCUAUCGAUGGCGACGUACUUUCAUGGAAAUUCGGAAAUACAAAAUGAUGGAUUACAGACACUGUAUCUGAUGAACCCUGGUUACGUUGGAUAUUCUGACACACCUCAUCAUCAUCCGCAACCAGGCGGAAACAUGGCAGUUUUCUUAAAUCCGAAUGGAAAUUCAAUAAAUCAAGCUAGUUUAUCACAAAACCAAACUCAGGGUCAUCAUUUCGUUGGAAUUCCUCUUCAACCAACUCCAUCUGCAACAACAUCUCAAGAUCCAUCUCUACAUGGGUUUGUUCCACGUGUCCAGUACAAUUUAUGGUCAUCCAUCGAACAACAAAUGAAUAGUAAUACUAAUAAUUCAGCAGCAGGAAAUACUUCAUCAAUUGGUGUUACAGAUUAUACAUCACAACUUGGUAUCAGAAGAUCAUCGAUGAUUCCACCAUCAUCAUCUCAGCAAGGCCUAUCGUUAAGUCUAUCACCACAACAACCAACUGGUUUCCCAAAUUAUCAUCGUACGGAAACUAAUAAUAUCCCACCCGCAUCAGUUAUAACUCCAACUAGUGGUGCUGGUGGUGAUGAGGUUAGAGCUUCAGGUGGUUCUUCUCCUUCUGCUUCAGGUGUUUCUAAUGGAACUUCAAAUAUACAGAGUGUUCUGAUGGGUUCUAAAUAUUUGAAAGCUGCACAACAACUUUUAGAUGAAGUUGCUAAUGUUGGUAACGGAAUCAAGACUGAAUUAUCAAAAGGAAGUAAAAGUCAGGUUAAGAUAAGCAGAGGAGAGUCAAGUACUUCUAUGACUGGUGGUGAAGGUUCUUCAAUGGGUGGUGGUGGUGGUGAAUCAAGUAGUAUGAGAAAAGGAUCAGACCUUACAACAGCUGAAAGGCAAGAAUUUCAAAUGAAGAAAGCUAAGCUUGUUUCCAUGCUUGAUGAGGUAGAACAAAGAUAUAGGCAGUAUCAUCACCAGAUGCAAAUCGUAGUCAAUUCAUUUGAACAAGCAGCGGGAUUUGGUUCAGCAAAAACAUAUACAGCUUUAGCUUUACAAACCAUCUCAAAGCAAUUCCGCUGUCUAAAAGAUGCCAUAUCGACACAAAUCCGAGCAGCAGGCAAGAGUUUGGGGGAAGAAGAUAAUUUCGGUGGAGGGAAAGUUGAAGGUUCAAGACUUAGGUUUGUUGAUCAUCAACUUCGACAGCAACGGGCACUUCAACAGCUCGGAAUGAUACAACACAAUGCUUGGAGGCCGCAGAGAGGGUUGCCAGAGAGAUCAGUAUCCAUUCUUCGUGCUUGGCUCUUUGAACAUUUUUUGCACCCAUAUCCCAAGGACUCAGACAAGGUCAUGCUUGCUAAGCAGACAGGGCUUACUAGGAGCCAGGUAUCAAAUUGGUUCAUUAACGCCCGUGUGCGUCUCUGGAAGCCAAUGGUUGAAGAAAUGUACAUGGAAGAAGUGAAGGACCGAGAACAGAAUGGAUUGGAGGACAAAACAGGGAAGAACAAAUUGACCAACGACGAAUCAGGUUCAAUGUCUACGGAAAACAGUCCGCACAGUUCAGACCAAACUAAAGGCUUUGGUUCUAAACAAGAUAAACCCACAGACUCGAGUGUUCCUCACACUGCAGUUUCUAAUUUAUCUAUCCCUGCUUCGACCAUGAAAGAAAGUUUACAUGCCCAGGCUGGAUUCUUUUUAGGUUCAUCAAAUGCAGAAGGGACGGUGCAAGGAUAUCCCAAGAAAUCACGGAACACUGAGUUGCAAAAUCCUCAAAAUACCGUUCAACCAAUGGAUAUGGAAAUGAAGCCCUCCGGAGAAACAAACAGAGAACUCUGCAUGAAUUUCGGAAACGAAAGGCUAAACAGAGAUGGUUAUUCACUGAUAACAGAAGCAGCGAAUCAUGGAGGAGCAUUCGAUGCUUAUCAUCACCAAAUGGGAGAGAUGGGAAGGUUUGAUCCUGAACAGUUUGCACCUAGAUACUCCAAUGGAGUUUCUCUUACAUUAGGCCUUCCCCACUGUGAAAGCCUCUCUAUGUCGAGUGCGCAACAGAAUUAUCUCACAAACCAAAAUGUUCAAUUAGGAAGGAGGCUCGAGAUUGGCAAUAAUGAACCAAAUGACUACUGCGGGAUAGAAAAAGGUUUGCCGCCCGCCUUCUAACUCUGCAACGGCUUAUGAGAACCUGAACAUGCAGAACAGAAAAAGGUUUGCCGCCCAGCUGCUACCAGACUUUGUGGCCUGAUUAAGAUGAUGACAUUAUCUUCAUCAAAGCUACAUUUUAAGGUAAGAACAUGUAGGAUUUAGGUGAUUCAAUCUAGCUAGCCAUUGCUGAAGCUAGAGAGACAAAAUUAUCUGGUUCCAUAAUCACAUCCUUUGAUGAAUUCUUCAUUCCUGCAUUAGCAGGAAACGGAAUACCUGUUGUGCUGUUACUGGUGUUAGGAUUAGUGUAUAAAAGGAAAAAAGGGCUGGCUUGUCAUACAGGGUUUAUACAAGUUUAGAAUCGUCGUUUGUGUUAAGAGUUAAUGAGUUUACAAGGUUAAAUGGUGAAGAAUAGAUCGAAGAUUGUAUAUUAUAGUUUGAUUUUUCAUACCCAUGAAAAACAUAGCUACAUUAAUAUAGAAGAUAUAUAAAUCAUAAUAAUGAUGAUGAUGCAUAUCUGAACAAGCUUGUUAUACAAAUAUAUGUAAUAUAAAUUUUGUAGAACUAGUCAAUCAGUGUUGGUAUUUUUUCUGUUUUCUGUAAGAAAAUGAAAUAAAAAGGCUCAAGUGGUGAAGGUAAGCUACGCCUUCUCUUUCUUUGGAGCACUGGGAAUCCGAGUUCCGGAAUCCCCUAUACCUGCA